AUGGCGCUCCAUGAUGUUAAUAGUUUUUCCCUGUUGUUUAUUCUUCUUCCUGCGUUAACCUUGUUUUUAGUCUCCAAUCAGUCUCAUGCCGUAACAACUUCACCUUCUUCACCCAAAGGAAUCGUCCUUCAGGUGACCAAAGACCCGGCAACCCUCCAAUACACCACCUUAGUUCAACAAAGAACUCCCCUCGUCCCAAUUAAACUCACAGUUGACCUCGGCGAAGGAUCACUUUGGGUUAGCUGCGAAGAUGGCUACAAAAGCUCCACUUUCAAGAACGUGCGCUGCCGCUCCGCCCACUGCGCGCUCGCGAGAAGCAUUGGCUGCGGAAACCGUUGCGCUUACUCGUCGAAUCAUCUCCCCAACUGCACCAAGAACGCGUGCUUGACGCUCGCCAUCAAUCCCUUCAGCGGAAAUCUCAACGCCGAUGGCGAGGCCGUAGAAGAUGUUCUCCUUCUUCAAUCCACAUCCGGCCAGGUUGUUUCCGCCCCGCAUUUCGUGUUCAAUUGUGUUCCGUCUCAUUUCACCUUUGGCCUAGCAUCUGGAGUGAAGGGCGUAGCCGGAUUGGGAUCUACCUUGGCCGCUCUUCCAACUCAGCUGGCUCAAACUUUCAGCUUCCGGAGAAAGUUCUUAAUUUGUUUAAGUUCUUCCACCAGGGCUAACGCCGGGGUGGUGGUUUUCGGGGAUUCAGGCAGAUUCCCGACACAUAAAAAGAAUAAUAACACUAGUGAUCGCAUCUACAAAUCCCUGAUUUAUACUCCUCUUUUGAAGAACCCAAUGGGUAAAGAUUCCAAAGGAAGAGAAUCAUCAGAGUACUAUGUUGGGUUAACAUCCAUCAAAGUCAAUGGCAAUGAUGUGCCAUUCAACACCAAAUUGUUGUCCUUUGAUUAUGAAGGCGGAGGCGGAACCAAGAUCAGCACCGCUCAUCCUUACACCGUCUUGGAGAGAUCUAUUUACCAGGCCGUGCUUAUGGCUUUCAAUCACGAAAUCCCUCUAAAUGUGACCAGAUUAAACACACCAAUCGAACCUUUUGGGGCUUGCUUCCGAGGUAUUACUCCUAACUUAGUACCUCCCAUUGAUUUUGUGUUCCAAAACCAAAAAACAGUGUGGAGGAUUUCGGGGAACAACUUGAUGGCCCGAAUCGACAAAGAUGUCAUUUGCCUUGCUAUUGUGGAGCUUCCAAGUUUGAAAAGUGAUACUACUGAGUAUGAGUUUGAGCGGAAGUCGGCCGUAACGAUUGGGGCACAUCAGAUUGAGGAGCACUUGCUAGUGUUUGAUCUCCCUAAUUCAAUGGUUGGGUUUAGCCCUUCUCUCUUGUACCGCAAAACAACAUGUUCCAGCUUCAAAGUCUAG
Molecule: messenger RNA, 1353 nt
Organism: Oldenlandia corymbosa var. corymbosa
Lineage: Eukaryota; Viridiplantae; Streptophyta; Magnoliopsida; Gentianales; Rubiaceae
Source: the annotation of a GenBank genome assembly